CUUUUGAAACCAGAGAUGUCUGGAGGGGGGGUGGAGGUCCUGAUGGAGGGGGGGGUCCCGGUAAAAAGACCACUGUUCAGUAUCUUGAGGCUAUAUGACCUCAGCGGACACAAUCGUGUCCUCAGUGUGAACACGCAGGACGAUGGAGGGACCGUACAAGUACGCCAGGGACGGGAGCGGCAAGCUGAGCCGGGUCGUCCGGGUGGGAACACGCAAGAGCCAGGUUUCUGCUGCUCUGCUCCUCAGCUGGCUCGCAUCCAGACGGACAGCGUGGCGGACAAGCUGAAGGAGCUCUUCCCCGAGCUCUCCUUGGAAAUAGUCGCCAUGUCAACCCUCGGAGACAAAAUCCUCGACACGGCCUUGUCAAAGAUCGGAGAGAAGAGUUUGUUCACCAAAGAGUUGGAGAACGCUCUGGAGAGGAACGAGGUCGACCUGGUGGUCCACUCCCUCAAAGACCUCCCCACCACGCUGCCAGCAGGCUUCACCAUCGGGGCCGUGCUGAAGAGAGAGAACCCCCAUGAUGCAGUGGUGCUGCACCCCAAACACGUGGGCAAAACUCUGGAGACGCUCCCAGAGAACAGUGUGAUCGGCACCAGUUCACUGCGCCGCGCCGCCCAGCUGAAGAAGAGGUUCUCCCACCUGCUGUUCAAAGAUAUCCGAGGGAACCUGAACACGCGUCUGAAGAAGCUGGACGAGAAGGAGGACUUCGCCGCCAUCAUUCUGGCGGCCGCCGGCCUCGGGAGGAUGGGCUGGGAGAACCGGAUCGGUCAGGUCCUCGGACCGGAGGACUGCAUGUACGCCGUGGGACAGGGCGCUCUGGCGGUGGAGGUUCGGUCCAGAGACGUCGACAUCCUGGAGAUGGUGUCCGUCCUCCAUGACCCAGAGACGGUGCUGCGCUGCAUAGCUGAGAGAGCUUUCCUCAGACACCUGGAGGGCGGCUGCAGUGUUCCGGUGGCCGUACACACCGAACUAAAGAACUCCCAGCUCUACCUGACGGGGGCGGUCUACAGCCUGGACGGAUCAGACAGCCUGAAGGAGACCAUGCAGACCAGCGUUGCUGCUGAGGACAAGAGCUCAGACGCGGUGGACGAGCGGGUCCAGCACGUUGGCGUCACGGCCACCAGGAUCCCGGGGGAAGCCCAGGACGGCGCCGAGCGCCUGGGGGUGGACCUGGCCAAGCUCCUGCUGAGCAAAGGGGCCAAGGAGAUCCUGACGGUGGCCCGGCAGCUCAACGACGCCAGAUAGUCCCAGACCGGGUCCUCGAGGGCCGCCGGCCUCGGCCGUGCGCGUCCAAGUAUAAUUAUUUUUAUUUUCUAUGUUAAUCUUUUUUGAGGUUGCGUUGCCGACGAACCGGUUUGAACCGGCACUCUGGACCCAAGCUGUGCUCGUUCCUGUUCUCCUUAGUACCUCAUGGAACCAUCUCCAGGUGGAGAACCCGUCACAAAGUGGCCUUCAGACGUCCUCGUCAGCACUUGAGCUCCACCGGAUGGUUUCCUUUUCUUUUUUUUAAAUGCAUAUGAGAGUUGUGUCAUAAAAAAACGUGUUGCAGCUAAAAAUUCUGUAUUUUAAAUAUAAUAUAAGUUGAUUCAGCAAAAAACAACAACAACACAAACUGACCACCAGCAGGAGACCAGCAGCUCCUGAGAGGUUACAAUGAAUGUGUGUCAAUGGAGUCUGGUGUCAUUAAACUUCCUCUCCUGUAGUCAACACCUCUAAGCUUCUGAACCUCUGGACCUCUGAACCUCUGGACCCCUGAACCUCUGAGCUUCUGAACCUCUGAGCUUCUGAACCUCUGAGCUUCUGAACCUCUGAACCUCUGAACCUCUGGACCUCUGAACCUCUGAGCUUCUGAACCUCUGAGCUUCUGAACCUCUGAGCUUCUGAACCUCUGAACCUCUGAGCUUCUGAACCUCUGAGCUUCUGAACCUCUGAGCUUCUGGACCUCUGAACCUCUGAGCUUCUGAACCUCUGAGCUUCUGAUUCUCUGAGCUUCUGGUUGCAUCCGACGCUCUGAAAGGUUCAUGAACCGGCUUCAGGCUGAAACGUUUUAAAGUUAAAGUCUCGUUCAUGCAGAAGCUUCUUGAAGCUCUUUUGCAUUCAACAAACUAAACUGAACAUAAUUCUGGCUUCUGUAUCUCAUAAUUAUCUCAUAGUUUUCUUGUAAUUUCCAGAUAAAGACGACUGUAAUUUAGAUUUUGUGUCAUAUUAACAUCCACAUCUCCUAUUUAUGGCAUCUUUAUCUUUUAGCUCUUAUGGUAAAUACUUAGAAUCUCACAAUUAUGUCGUGGUUUCUUUAACAUUCGAGAUAUGGACGUCCUAAUUAAGAGAUGCAUAAGUCAUGAUUAUGUGUGUAAUUUGGUGGAUGCAGUGCAUGUCUUUCGAGUUCAAGCUAGUUUUUAUACAAUAAACCAAUAAAUCUGCUGUAAUGUCGUCAUGUAAGAAGCAGAAGUUUUAUCAAAGUGCCGCCUCGUGAAUGUUUUUUCUGCCUCAGUUUAUGUUGUGUGACUUUUUUUAUUUUAGUUGUGAAUGUGAAUUUUUGAUAUAUAUAUAUAUUUCAUUCACAUUUGUUUUCUUGCCUCUGAUGUGAACAUCUUGUCAAAUUAAAACCACUGACGUCUAGAAA
Molecule: messenger RNA, 2623 nt
Organism: Cyclopterus lumpus (lumpfish)
Lineage: Eukaryota; Metazoa; Chordata; Actinopteri; Perciformes; Cyclopteridae
Product: porphobilinogen deaminase-like
Exons: 14
Coding region: 16-1245 (409 amino acids)
Biological process (GO): heme biosynthetic process
Cellular component (GO): cytoplasm
Molecular function (GO): hydroxymethylbilane synthase activity
Source: RefSeq, a predicted model, not a curated record